AUGGAAUCAAAACCAACCCCACCAAAUCCACCCCUAGAAACCCACCUCGUAUCCACCAUCACUACUCAGAACAAAUUCUCGGCCUUUGACAAUGAAAGCCCUGACAUGCCAAACAGUCCAAUGCAAACAACACAAGAAAAAGAUUUCCUAACAGAAAUAAAAGCAGACACUGUUAUCCUUUGCGAUUCCAAUGGAAGAAACAUAAAUCCAACACUACUGUGCCCCAACUCCACCACCAAAUACCUGAAAUGCCCUACAGUAAAACAAGCUAGAGAAAUCCUUGACCGACACUAA
This is a messenger RNA of Paramuricea clavata, 294 nucleotides long. Lineage: Eukaryota; Metazoa; Cnidaria; Anthozoa; Malacalcyonacea; Plexauridae. The record is from the annotation of a GenBank genome assembly.